This is a messenger RNA of Clonostachys rhizophaga, 1605 nucleotides long. Lineage: Eukaryota; Fungi; Ascomycota; Sordariomycetes; Hypocreales; Bionectriaceae. The record is from the annotation of a GenBank genome assembly.
AUGACUGUCCAGAGCUCUUCAGACGCGGGACCCCUCGUGGUCCUUGUCUCGUCUCGCGCCGUCAUCACCCUCCCAGACGACUCACUCCUCCUUACUCCGGCCACGAUCACCAUCUCUCCCACUUCAGGGAAGAUCAUUUCCGUCGAGCCCACCAUUCGUGAUGCCUCAAGCUUCCCAGAGACAACCACAUACAUUGACUAUUCCCCCCGCAUUCUGCUGCCCGGCCUCGUUGAUGCUCAUGUACAUCUCAACGAGCCUGGUAGGACCGAGUGGGAGGGGUUCUGGACUGGUACUCGGGCCGCAGCCAGCGGAGGCGUCACCACUGUAGUCGAUAUGCCACUUAAUGCAAUCCCACCCACUACCACAGUCAAGGGCUUCGAAGAGAAGCUCGCUGCCAGUCGUGGCCAAUGCUGGGUUGAUGUCGGGUUCUAUGGGGGCGUGAUCCCUGGAAAUGCCAACGAAUUGAAACCUCUCGUAGAAGCCGGUGUGCGCGGUUUCAAGGGGUUUCUCAUUGAAUCCGGCGUCGACGAGUUCCCCGCCAUCUCUUCAAUAGACGUGGCGCUUGCCAUGGAAGAGUUGAAGGACUCCCCUACUACCCUUAUGUUCCACGCCGAGAUGAUCCCGCCCAUUACCGAUUCGGUCGGAGAUGCUGUCCAGGCCUCGGAGCCACCCCUCAAGCCUCACGGAGAGCUCUCCGCUUAUAACACCUUCUUGGAAUCUCGUCCUCCCUCAUUCGAGACGUACGCCGUCGAGGAGAUCCUCUCUCUGGCCCACAUCGCCCCCGAGCUACAGUUGCACAUUGUACACCUUUCAGCCACCGAAUGUAUCCCGAUCCUACGCGCGGCCCGGGCCAAGGGUAUCAAAGUCACCGCUGAGACAUGCUUCCACUAUCUUGGUCUCUCAGCUGAGGAGAUUGAGAAGGGCGACACAAGACAUAAGUGCUGCCCACCUAUCCGCGAGGAGAAGAAUCGGGACGGCCUGUGGGAAGAGCUCACGUCAGAAGGAUCCUGCAUCCGGACUGUGGUCUCAGAUCACUCACCAUGCACACCUGAGCUGAAACUACUGCCUGGUCACCUGGACCGGCCCGCCUUGCUUCGCCCGGCAGUCUCGCACUCCGACUCCGGUAUCGACGUCACCCUGCCAGAGGAAGAAGUCCAGCAAGCGGCGAAGCAACUCGAGUCCCGGGGAGAUUUCUUCGCGGCCUGGGGUGGCAUCUCAUCCGUUGGCCUUGGUUUGCCGAUUCUUCACACAAAAUCCCACUCUCGUCUUGAGCGCUCCCUUCCCGCACCCUCAAUUGUUGAUGUGGUUCGUCUGUGUAGCCAGGCUACGGCGGCACAGGUCGGUCUAUCGCAUCGCAAGGGUGGGCUGCGCGAAGGCUUGGACGCCGACAUUUGCGUAUUUGACGAGAAUGAGACAUGGACCUUCCUUCAAGGCGACAUGCGGUGGAAGAACCGCUGCUCGCCGUGGGAAGGCCACAAGUUCGUCGGUAGGGUCCGAGAGACCUGGCUGAGGGGCCAAAAAGUCUUUGACCUAGGCGCCAAGGGCGACGGGUUUAUCUGUGCGAGCCCGUUGGGCGAGAGCAUCACAGAAAAGCGAUUUGCUUGA